Molecule: messenger RNA, 4202 nt
Organism: Brassica napus (rape)
Lineage: Eukaryota; Viridiplantae; Streptophyta; Magnoliopsida; Brassicales; Brassicaceae
Exons: 10
Coding region: 2043-3875 (610 amino acids)
Biological process (GO): chromatin remodeling
Molecular function (GO): zinc ion binding
Source: RefSeq, a predicted model, not a curated record
GGAGGAUAUCCUCUUCAUCUUUGACUCUCACAAGUCACAUGGAUCAUCUCGGAAGACCAAUCUCUUUCCGCCUUUGUUCCUGUCUUCUAUCUUCGUGCAGAUUCCUAGGAAGGAUAAUUCAUUUGAAUUCCCCGAUUUGACUUGCAAAAGUCGUUCUUUGGCAUUGUGUUUCUCCUUAGCAUAUGCAAUGUUAUUGUCUUGGUGUGUCACAUUCUCAAAUUGUAAACUAAAGUGGUCAUUUGUUAAUUUGGUAGUUUGGAUUGCCAAUGUAUGUUGCAACUAGAGGAAUUUGUCGAGGCUUAGUUCGAGGUUCAAAGAAGACUUAGAUUUUUUUUACAACACAAUCUUGUUGGCUUGGGACAUAGGUAGUACAAUCCAAAUUCAUGUUCAACUGCCCAUUGCAAGAUUUAAGAUUUGGGGUUUCGUUGUGGGGUUUGUCUUAAACCUUGGGCACUUCUUGGUGUAGGGGAGGAGCUCAUUGUAAGGAAAUUAAGGUCUCAAAAUGAAAGCCUUUAAGACCUGACAUGUCAUCCAAAUCAAGAGUUUUCUUUGAGUAAACUCACAUUGAGUUUCCUACAUCUUAUUGCUAAGACUGUAGUGUUAUGUGUAGUUUAUUCAACUAAAGAGAAACUCAAACAGGAGUAUGUUGGCCUUUGUGGAAAUGAAUUUAAAGCUUGAAGGCUUCACAUGUUGAGGACAUUUCCAUGUGCAAACUUGCAACUAUUUGAAAAAGAAGUUAUAGGGAUGGAGAAACACCAGAAGAGAAUGAAAGAUGAAGAAUUUCCAGAGUUUUCAUGUAAAAGGUAUCUUGCUUGGUGACAGACGGCUGUCAUACUGAAACCAGUAGCUUCACCAGGUGUCAGCACAACCAUAAGGAGCAUGCUUUCCGUAGAGUUGGCUUUUGAACCUAAGAUUGUAUAUGUGAGAAAAGCAUCUGUUUUCAUUUGUGUUGGUUCUUCUCGGUAGAUAUAUGCUGAAGUUCCGUUUCUUAGGUCAGCAAAAUGGUGCAACGACAUCUGACAUGAGGGAAUAAGUAGGUCAGCGAAUGGUGCAACAUCAUCUGACAUUAAGGAGUAAGAAGGUGGGCUCUUAAGAUAAUCUAAAAAAGGUUUCUCUUAACAACCUCAGUAUUCUCUGAAGAUUGUGGGCUUAAUCCACUACAAGAUUCUGCAAACGAGACUGCUUCUUCCAGGAGGCAAGUGUCUAUUGUUUUCUUCCUUUAGUCGCAGACUAAAAGAUACAGUAGUAACAACACAACUAGUCUUGUUCUUUUAACUCAUAACUUGUGCUGUUGUCUGACCAUAGCAAUUAGUAGGCACAUGCGUUUUGCAACUACUGAUAUGUCGUCACUCUUUUGUCAUCAUUGAGGUUUAGGCCCUUGACAAAGGCAAAGAGGCAAGAGAAGGAGGACGUUAAGGCGUUAAGAGAAAAGCUUCGUCUGGGCCUGAAGAUUUAGUUACCAGAAAGUUGUAGGAAUUGCUUAGGCAAGUCUUCGUGUGUAGGAUUCAAUAACAGAGAUGUUUCAGCUUCUAGGAGAUAUGUGUUAUGUUGCAGAAGAAUCAGAUGUGGUAGACUUGUAGUUGUGUGUUAUUUGAUUCCAUGGACAUAUGUAGACUUUGUACAGUUCAACACUAUGGGAUGUGUAAAUAUCAUUGUUAUUUGAUUUUUUUAAUUUUGUUUCUAAAAGAUUGAAAUAUGUAACAGUUAUUCUACUGUUAUACUAGUUCAGAUUAAAAGGGAUUAAAAAAAAAGAGAGACACCCCUUUUUGCACAAGCAAAAACAAAUACAAGAGCGGUGAAAAUUAUAAAACAGAUUGUGAAGAAGAAGAAAAAAAAAGUCCAUAGGAAAAUCAAAAGAAAGUUGUUAUAGAGAGAGCGAGCUUGCGUUAGGAAGAAGACAAGGCCACAGCAGCUAGCGUAGGAGAUUCCCAAAAAGCGUUUCUAUAGAUUCUUCGCGGUCAUUUGAGGGACUCAUAAAGAAGUUGACCAACAGAGUCACCGGUGGUUAGAUAAGGGGAUGUGCUUUCAGAUACUUUGCAAACAUGUUGGUGGAAAGUUCCUUCAGCUCUUCCGUUGAAUCUAGUCUACUGAACACUUCCGAGUAUCAAGACCCAUUUGCUGCAAAUGAUUGGAUGUCGUCGCUUGCUGAAACUUAUCACAUGAUCCACAAACUUCCCGAACACUCUCAAGUAAGCUUUCUUGAUGCUGUUCCUGAUGCAGUGGAACUUAAUGAAUCAGAAGAACAUCCAAAACUUCAAGCAAGUUGUCCAGAGCAAAAUGUUAUGCAUAAGGUACCGGAAAAGGUUUUGACUUCUCUUGUGUAUAGUCGAAGAAAGAGGAGUGUGGUACCUGAGGGAACUGAGGAACAUAACCUAGGAAAAUGCAAGAAACAGGAUGAUUCAUUUGAUGACUCUAUUGUCCCAGUUUAUAACCCUGGAGAAAGCACAAAAAGGAAAAAUCGCUUCAACAACUGUCUUGUCUAUAGCCGAAAGAAAAAGAGAGGCGAAACCAGUUGUGCUACCGGAGAAACUAUAAUAAGGGCUGAUGGGAUUGAUGAUGCUUUUGUCUCUGGGCACAACUGUGGAGAAGCCAAGAAAAGAGAAGAUCAAUUAGAUAUUUGUCUCGUGUAUAGCCGCAGAAAGAAAGAUGGAGUAAAAUCUAUCAGCGGUGAUCAAGCUGAUUCUAUUGAAUAUAGCCAAAGGGAGCAGAUAGUUAAAGCUGAUGGGGGCUUUACUGGAUCUAACCCUGGAGAAGUCAAGAAUAGUGGUCAUCGACAUCUUUACAGCCAAAGUAAGCCGUUGGUGAAAUCUGAUGGCAGUUUUGCUGAAUGUCACAGUUGGGGAACCAAGAGAACUGGUGAUACAUCUGAUGGCUUGCUUAUGUAUAGCCGGAGGAAGCUGAGAGGGAAAUCUAUUGGUGCUCGGAUUGAUGGCUUUCUAGUGUAUAGGCGGAAGAAAACCAAAGCAAAUAGUAUUUCUCAUGCUGAACAAGCGUGCAGAUCUCUGGAACUUAAAGCUAUUGGCGCAAGGGUUAAGGGCUUUCAAGUGUAUACGCGGAAGAAGGCUAAACUAAAUAGUGUUUCUCGUGGUAAACAACUAUCUUCUUCUGAUGGAACAAAUGACAGCUGCUCAUCACAAUCCAGCUCUAAACUUGCUUCAGGUUCCAGUAAAAAUGGAGAAAAUGAAGCUACAGAUUGCGAUUCCUCAGAUACAAUCCCUUUCAGACAGUGCAAACGUUGUGAUAAGGAAGGAAUUGUGGAGAAGAUGUUAAUUUGUGAUGAAUGUGAAGAAGCAUAUCAUCCAAGGUGCUGCCGUGUUCGAGUGAAAGAAGCUGCCGAGAUGGAUGACUGGGUCUGUCGACCCUGCUUGAAAAAGAAGUCAUCAAAGACAAAUGUUAAAGGGAGAUCACGGGAACGGAAAUGGAGAGUUACAGAACCAUUUAUUAUAAGAAUUCGAGUAGGAAAAGAGUUUCAAGCAGAUGUUCCAGACUGGUCAGGUCCAACCAUGAGUGAUACUUCUUUUCUUGGUGAACCCUUGGAGAUUGAUCAGUCAGAAUAUUUGCAUGAUCCCAAGAAGGCCAAGAAUGGGAAGAAACCACGUUCUGCAGAAAAUUGGCUCCAAUGCAGGGAUGAGGAUAGGAAUGGUGUUAUAUGCGGAAAGUGGCGUAGGGCUCCUCGCUCAGAGGUACAGACUAACAAGUGGGAAUGCUUCUGCUCCGUCUUUUGGGAUCCAUUGCAUGCUGAUUGUGCCGUCCCUCAGGAACUGGAAACAGAUGAGAUUAUGCAACAACUCAAGUACAUCAACAUGCUUAGACCGCGUUCAGACGCCAAAACACGAAAGAUAGGACCAAAGGGUCGAAGCGGAUCACAAAAAUGAAAAUAUUGAUGGACGCAAGCUUAGCCAAUAUCAAUUGCAUAUGCUUUUGCAUCAGAGACUCUAGAAAGGUAGUUCAGAAAAUUUUGUUAAACGCAAAUGAGUUUUGUACCAAUUGCGAAACUUCAGGAUGCUGAGAUGCUCUAUAAAAGAUUGAUCAGGUUAAGGUUUUUGUUAGCUCCCAAAACAGUAGUGGGUGAAGAGAUCUUUCGUGUUCAGGGGCAGGCUCUGGAUUAAAAUCUGAGAAUUAUUUUCAAAGUGAUAAAGCCUUGUAAAGCAUUCUGCUGAGUGUAGAUUCAUUCAUAUAAGUAAAUGAGUAUUACAUUCAAA